UGUCACGGGAUAUUCAUGGUUUUAUUUUAUACCAUUCAGUAAGAGGACGAUAUACUUCUGACUACAUUCAGUCUCGAUUCACUCGCUCAAGUUAUACAACACAUAAGGAAAUGAUGUUUAAGAAACUUAUCUUUUUCUGCCUGGUGGUAGCGAUUGUUCGCAGCGAUACAACGGAAGAAGUCUCCAGCUCUAUAGAAACACCUCCCACAACAUCCAGCAUUGAUAAUCCAACUUUAGAAGAACUAAAGAAACAUGGAGCAAACCCCAAGAAUAAAGGAGUUUCUCUUCGUUCCUCGGACUCGCUGUUCGGACUCGGGAUCGGUGCAAAUCUGCCGAUCUAUUUCGGUACUUCACUCUACACGACGAAAAAGAAAAAACAUUAUGUUAAUAAUGUUUUAAACUUUCUGUUCGAAGUUCCUUAUAUUUUUUAAAAUAAAUAUUAUUUUUAAGUAGCUACAA
This is a messenger RNA of Homalodisca vitripennis (glassy-winged sharpshooter), 459 nucleotides long. RefSeq lists its product as uncharacterized. The record is from RefSeq and is a predicted model, not a curated record. NCBI's taxonomy places the organism in Eukaryota, Metazoa, Arthropoda, Insecta, Hemiptera, Cicadellidae. The transcript is spliced from 3 exons. Bases 111 to 431 code for a protein of 106 amino acids.